AGUAGUGCGGCAUGAACACGAGGCAGGUACACAUUAUUUUCUAUACUUACGCGCGCAGCCUCGCAGUGCAAAGUAAACAAGGCGCUUUGGCGGCUAGCCAAGCAUCAGUGCAACGGUAAGAAGCUUCGAGUAAUUGUCCAUACUAACCUGAAAAAGUGUCGUCCUCUCGGUGCAUCGAGUCGUUGUUGUUACACACGUCGGGAAAAGGAAAUGACUGCGCGCUGACGAAAGACCGGUGCGGGAUAGAUCCAAAGUGCAUUUCGUACGUUUGAACGGACUUGGCUGAAUUUUCGCCCAACGAGACCCGCCUCUCGGAUAAUGUAAUGUCAACGAGGGAGGCACGAGUAGCGCCCGGCUACUUGGAAGCAGCAGCAGUUGGACAUUAUGUUGACGAGGUUCCUGCUUAUCGUCGUCCUGAGCUUGUUCGCGUCAAGCCUGCAGGUCUACAGCAGCAGCAGCAGCGAUGAGGAGGCUGGGAUCAUCGAGGCAGCCGAGCUGGUGCUACUGGGAUCGUCGUCGGCCAAGAGGGAGGACGUCGUCGUCGUCGGCGCUGGCAGCAACGAUGCAACAGUUACAGAGCUGGCGAGCUACGACGAGCGGCAGGCGCGGAUGUCGCUGCACACGGAGUCACCUCGAGCCAAAGCCCGACGCGAGCAGGCGCUGCGCAACAUCCUCGUCGCCAGACGACGCAAAGUCAUGCUGCGACAUCGGCCCUCUUCCUCCUCGGAGACUCUAACAGCCGCGGCCUCGUCCACGGGCGUGCAGGCGUCACGGCGCUCGGCCCUGCGUCGGAAGCCCGUCGUCAGGGAGACGAUGCUCGGAGACGUGCUGGAAAUGCAGGAGUCGCAGAACGGACUGUACGUGACGGUGCCCGAGCAGCAGCAGCAGCAGUCGAUCAACGACACGCACGAGAUCGUUAUCGAGACGCUCGGCGGCGGGACGACGGGCACGAAGCGCAACGCCACGUCGUCGAGCAACGGCAAUCCGUCAAAAGCGCAGAGGACCAGCCAGCAUCAGAUGAGCGGCGGCAGCUCGAUGGAGCACCGGGGCAAGAAGAUCGUCGAGAUGCCGGCCUCCCUGUACAAUCACUUCAGACCCGUCGAGAGCAACAUCCCCAUCGAGGACAUGUCCCAGUUCCUGUAUUUCGGCCAGAAGCUCCGGGGAACCGGCAUGGGCAAAGAUAGUUCCCCGGCGAGCCCCUCUCCGAAGAAGCUCCUCGCGAUCCUCGACGACGAGAUGAACAGCGUGGACCGGAGCAGCAGCCACGUCAGUGCCAGCAAGUCCACGAAGAUGCGCACGACUAGUCUCCGCGAGCAGCCCACGUCCACGUCGACCACCACCACUACGACGACUACUCCCAAACCGUCCUGUCCCGACAAGGCGGUGUCCGAUGCCCGGGGUAACAGCAUCAACGCAACCGACGCAGAGAAGAACAGCGAGGCUUCGUCCACGGCGAACCUCAGUCUGAGGAUCGUCGUUACCGAGGCCACGACGGCGACGCCCAGUACCGUGGCCAGUGUGCAAAGCUCCACUACGACGACAACGACGACGACGACGACUACCGUGGCCAGUUUUACGGUGGUGAGCUCGACGACGAUUGAGGAAACGGACAAGUCGACGGUGGAGAACAAGGAACCGCAGUCGCAGUCGGAAUCUCAGCCAGUGCAGCACGUGACCGAAGCAGCUCCAUCUCCGCGGCAGCGAACCAGCAGCAGCAGCAGCGCGUUGCGCAACAGCUCACAUCAGACCGGCAGCGCUCCGAUCACCGUCUCCUCGCCGGCCGCGAGCGCUCCUCGGCCGCUCAGUGCCGGCGCGACCGUCGAGCAAGCCGCUGCUCCCCCACGAGCCAGCCAGCAGCAGCAGCGAGCAGCGAACGCCGCAGCGCACAAGCAGCAACAGCCGGGCUUCACGAUCAGGUGGACGGACGACGCGGCGCGACCCGUGAGUAAGAGGCGCAGGCUCGCUGCAGCCGCGGCCGCCAGCAGGCGCCGCGACAAGUCCGCCAGGACCAUGGAGGACCAAACACUCGUCACCACCACUAUGCCCGAGACACCGACCACUAUGCCAGCCGUCACCCCGAAGAUCGUCCUGCCGAAAGUGACUUCGGAGAGCGUCGUCGCUGUCACAGGCAGCAGCAGCAGCACGACCGCCUCGAGCACGAGUGCGGCCGACACCGAGGAUCCGGAAGUGCAGACCGCGACCACCGAGAGAGAUGUGCCGACCACGACGAUGGGCAGGAUGCUCGACCCCUCGGAGGUGCAGAAGAUGUACAGGUCGGGCAGCACCAGCACCACCACGGCGACGAGCAGCGCGGUGCCGUCGACGGACAUGAUCGAGGAGGCGACGACGACCCCUACGACGGUUUCGAGCACCGCGAGCAGUACGACCGCCAGCACAACGGAGAGUGUCAGCAGUCCUGCGCCGGAGAGAUCGCCGGAGGUGCGCGCGCGAAACUUGGCGGACAAGGCCAAGGACGACGUGCUGCCGAUCAUGCAGCUCUACAACACCUCCAGUAUGUUCAACGCGAGCGAGGCACCCUUGACGAGCACCACGGCGACGGCCCUUCCUACCGAGGUGGUCGUCGAGCCGACGACACCCACCGCAACGACGACGAUCGUCGAGCCGUCGCCCGAGCCCUCGACGACCACCACGACCACAACCACCACCACCACCACGACAGCCAGGCCGAGCAGCACUACCAGCACCCCCAGGCCGGUGUCCAACGGCAUCAGCAACAAGAACAGCCCCAACAACGUCGGCGGCAACAACAGAACGGGCUCGGCAAAGCCCCACAGGCGCGAGUUCCCCGCCGAGUACGCCGGCUACUACCCCUACGAGUUGAACAACGGCAACAGCAUUCAGAACCACAGCCUGAACAGGACGUUCCUCGAGCCGCCCGGAUUCGUGAGCGUGGGCUCGUCCUCGCCCAUUGUGAACAUUAGUGAAGUGAUAUCGAGGCGGCACGACGCCGACGCGCUCGCCAGCCAGGAGACCGUCGCUGUCGUCAGCUACAUCCUGGCGACCCUCGUCGUCUUUCCGAUUGCCGUUGGCGUUGGACUGAUCUUGAGAAGACUGAUACUUAGGAAUCGUAAGGUGCUGGAAGAGUCGGACACGUCGUCCGAGAUAAGCUGCAGGAAGGAUGCGCUCAACCUCGAAACCGGAGACUUCAAAAUGCCCAUAGAGAAAACGAUCACGAAGCUGCCGAGGAUACAGCACCUCUGCCACGAGGCGGAAAAACCACCGCCGCCGUCGUCGCAGGAAUCGCGCUGGGAGUUCCCUCGAGACAAGCUGAGGCUGCAGACGGUCCUUGGCGAAGGGAAUUUCGGUCAGGUCUGGAAGGCGGAAGCGGACGACUUGACGGGUCACCAGGGCACGACGCGACUCGUAGCCGUGAAGACGGUCAAGGAAGGAGCCUCGGAUCGAGAGAAGGAGGACCUCGUGCGUGAGCUCGAGAUCAUGCAGCGCGUUGGCAGUCAUCCCAACGUCGUCACGCUCCUUGGCUGCUGUACCGAGCAAGAGCCCCAUUACCUGAUCCUCGAGUACGUGAUGUACGGCAAGCUGUUGGCGUACCUGCGCGACCACCGCACGCGCCAGGACUUUUACAACUUCAGCGAGGACUCGGCCGCCCUUACCUCCCGGGAUCUCACGGUCUUCGGCUACUGCGUCGCCCGGGGUAUGGAGUACCUCGCCUCCAAGAAGAUCAUCCAUCGAGACCUGGCGGCGCGUAACGUCCUGGUGGACCACAACAAGCUCUGCAAGAUCGCCGAUUUCGGCAUGUCGAGGUUCGCCAACGAGGACGGCGAGGUGAUCGAGACGAGACACGGCAGGAACGCCCUGCCCAUCAGGUGGAUGGCGCCGGAGUCCCUCAUCUACUCGCUCUUUACCACCAAGACCGACGUCUGGAGCUUCGGCAUCCUCAUGUGGGAAAUCGUGACGCUUGGAUCAACGCCAUACCCGGACAUGACGGCCCGCGAGGUGAUGCGCAGCGUGCAGAGCGGUUACCGUCUCGAGCGUCCGUCCCAUUGCCGCAGCGAGCUGUUCCGGGUGAUCGCCCGCUGCUGGCACGCCGAUCCAGACCGCAGGCCUGAGUUCCAGCUGCUUAGGCGGGACCUCGCCCAGCUGCUCGAGGACAACAUGAACGGCCACUACGUCGACCUCGAGAGCUUCGCUUCCGAGUGCACCGACUGAAUAACGUGUGCUGCUUCUCCACGAAAAAUCUGCGAUCGAUCUCUUUGGCCCUUUUGCAGUACAAAGUUCCGAUGCCGUUGUUAGAGAGUGCGUGCUUUUCAAGGGCCGAAGACGCAUCGAAUUUUUACGCUGAAAUCGAAUCCGUCCCUAGGAAAUAUUUCUAGCGAAUAUUUUUUUAUGGACUCACUUAAUUUACAAACAAACAAAAAAAUUAAAAAAUCUUCCACGCUUCCGAGGAGGCAAAAAACAAAACAAAUUACUUUAAUUCCUGCAAAAAUAAUGAAGAAAUUGAAGGAUCGAGGCUAUUCUUUUGUAAAAAAAAAAUUGAUCGUAUUAGAGAUUGAAUAUUUUUAGUGAUUCAGUAUUUGUGUUUGAGGGAAAAAAAACGUCGCGAGCGAAUUAUCUAUACGAUAUGUAAGCCAAGCUGUUAACGUUCGGAGGUAAAUCUAAUCGUAGAUUCUCCAAAGAAAGGCAUUAAAACGAGCGAAAAAGAGAAAAAGUUUAUCGCGGAGUACUAGUGCUUUUUCGUCGGCACUCGCUUGGACGAGCUUGUUGUCAGGAAUGCAAGUAUUUUUUUUAUUAAAAUCUAGCUUGUAAGUUUAAAAAUAGUAUCGACAUCAGUGAUGUUCGCGCCAUUUUUCAAGCUCAUUGUCAACACUUAUUUUUUACAUAUUUAUUAUUGGCCGGCGAAGGUGCAACACUUUCAAAUCUCUAUGUAAGAUUUAGGAAAACGUAUUUUCCGGUCUAUUAAUGUUUAACUACUAUUAUUUUUUUUUCUGUCGUGCGUCGUAUAGCAUGCUCCUUACAGUAACAAUGAAAAAGCGACAAAAACAAAUCUGUAUAUAAAUGUAAUCGAGCAUGUAUCUCGGGUCUUGAAUCUUUUAAUCAAACGUAUCGCAGGAAAGCAGGAUUCGAGUCGAGUCUUUCGCGAGAAUUGACGAGAAUUCGAAGAUUUUAACGAUACGAGUUAAUCAUGCGUUUAAUUUUAAUGAUUCUAGUCUUUCGACACAUCUGGAGCAGAGAUCAAGUCGCUAACAUUUAUUCGUUUCACGCCUUUAAUAAUCGUUAUAUUAUUAUUUUUGAUCAAAGCUCCACUUUUGUCAGUUGAUGUUUUAUUUAGUUUUUAUCAAGCUAUUACAUUAUUAUUUUUUUCGAUUGUCAAAAUAACUGCGAGAAUUCGACUUAGCUGAAUGAUCGAUCGGUAUCUCUAAAUCCGCCUACGAUGAGAAAUUAUUGUGAUUUGCGUACAAAUGCAAAAUAAAAUUAUGUAAAAAAGCUGUAUUUUAUAACGUAUUGUAUUAAGAAACCUUUAUGAGUAAAUGUUAUCAUAUAUUUUUGAA
This is a messenger RNA of Nasonia vitripennis (jewel wasp), 5528 nucleotides long. Its product is annotated as cell wall protein DAN4. Gene Ontology annotation, molecular function: transmembrane receptor protein tyrosine kinase activity; ATP binding. Gene Ontology annotation, cellular component: signaling receptor complex. Lineage: Eukaryota; Metazoa; Arthropoda; Insecta; Hymenoptera; Pteromalidae. The record is from RefSeq and is a predicted model, not a curated record. The coding region runs from base 385 to 4188 and encodes 1267 amino acids. Gene Ontology annotation, biological process: positive regulation of kinase activity; protein phosphorylation; multicellular organism development. The transcript has 11 exons.